Rotaria sp. Silwood2 is the source of this 2255-nucleotide messenger RNA. NCBI's taxonomy places the organism in Eukaryota, Metazoa, Rotifera, Eurotatoria, Philodinida, Philodinidae. The record is from the annotation of a GenBank genome assembly.
AUGUCGGAUGAUGGUAAUAAUCAGUUAAUUAUUGAAUUGUCAUGUGUGAAUGACAGUAGUCGAUCAACAUCAAUGAACAACCAAUUGUUAUUUGAAAAAUUAGACAAAAUUGAUGAAAAAGCACCUCACCAAGUUAUGAAAGUAAAAGAUCAUAUUCAAUCUGCAUUAAAAAUGAAUUUAGAAGAAUUUAAAAUUGUGCCUCCAAAUAAAUCACAGUCACGACAAUACUCAGCUGAUUGGUAUCUCAAAUUUGAUGAACUUUAUCGAAAGAACCAUAAGAUGUAAAUUAAUCAUGAACUUGAAUUUACCAUAAUUUAAGUGUAAAACAAAUUAAUACAGAAACCAGUGACAUAUCAGUAUCUAUAUCUAGUUAAAUUUCGUAAAAUUGAGUAUAUUUUAAAGGUUCUGUUACUUGUGUAGUUUUGUUCAUAGGUAAUUGUCAUGAAAUGAAGCAUUAUUUAUAAAGAAAUGCUAGUGCAAUAAAGUUGCAAAAAGACUGAGAAAAAAGUUCUCCAGGUAUCAUAAGGCGGCCGCGCCGCUCCUCAAAGAGGUUUGUGGGCGGUGGCCGCCUCCGCUACUGCAUUAAGGUUUACAUCGUCUUCCGCGCCGCUCCCACUCCAUUUUUUGGGUGCGGUGCACAUCUCUGGUUCGCACCAGUCAUAUUUUCAGUCGACGAUAAGUCACAUUUUAUUGAUGCAUUUUUUUUUGUUGCUAGGUGUGGGUGUGGGUGUUGUUGUUAAUCUUGCCUUCAUUCAUAGCCACACCCACAUCCAUACCUACACAACCACACUCUUGCUUUUUCUUUUUUAUCUCAAUUGCAAAAAUUCGCAGACACAAUGAACUGAAAUAAAAAAACAGUCUAUAGAUAGAUCAAGUUAUUACCAUUGCUAAGGUACUCAUGGAUUGUCUUUUAAUUCAGCAAUAGCUUUUAGAAAUAAUCUUCGAUGUAAAAUUGUCAAUACACCGAAUUCUUGUAGAAUAACAUCAUCCACAUAUGUUAGCAAAACGUGGCUGUGCCGAUAUUGAUGGCACGCUUCGAUGAUUCUCCUUCCUCCUCCUUCUGUUCUCUUUCAAUUGUUCUAAUAUAUCUCUCUUCUGUCUCUCUUCUAUCUCUCUCCUAUAUAUACAUGUGUUAUGCAUGAAAUUGUUACACUCUGGAUAUGUGAAGAAGCGAAUAAACAUCAUUGCCGAGAGUGGCGGUAAGCUACUCCACCUCUAUUCAGUUUGUCAUGACGUAUCAAGCCAGUCAGGGCCUUAUUGAUCGUUACAGUGGCCGUUGAUACCGUGCUUGAGAAACUCUUUUGAAUAAUCUUUAUUAAUAUCUUUCAAUGACUUCACCCAUCGACAAACACUACCGGUACCCCAUUGACUACAAUCUUUCAACAAAGCUAAAACGAGAAAAUCAAUGAAUCUCAAGAAAAAUAUUUCAGUGUAUCGUUACCAUCUCCAUUAGAUAGUAAUCUCACUUUGACACAUCCAUCAGCAUAAUGACCUUGAGAACAACAUGUCCACCAUCCUUUAACAAAAUUAUAUUCUACACUCAAAAAUCUCCCUGGAUGAUAGCUGUCUUUUUGCAGUCCUGGUUGACAGCAACCAAUAGAAUUGGGUCCGCCUGAUGCACAGCCUCUCUCUUUUCUGUUUCGUUCGUCCCUUGAUGCUUUACAACAUGACCAUUGAUUCUUUACCUCAUCGAAAUCACCAAUAUGGACAUAAUUCUCAUUCUGUCUGUACCAUUCAUUAGCUUGGUGAAACAAUUGAUUAACGAAGUUGUCCUUUCUUGUUGCAUAGUCUGCGAUUGUCAAAUGAGGUUUGUUUGCUAUUAAAGAUUUCUUGUGUUGACUAUAUGCAUCACGAGCAUCAGGAUGAGCACGAAGGUAUUCACGAAAUGCAAUCAGAUUGUCUCUUUUCCAGUGGGUAAAUGCAUAAUCCAUAACAAUAUGAAUUAUGAAUCCUUUCUAAAAAAAAUAUAUUUUUAUUAAUAGAGCGAACAGUAAAUAUGGCUUUCUCUCGGAAUAAGCUACUUUUAUCAAAAUGUCGUGGGAAUGACUAAGGUAAUGCGCUCCGUGUUUAUGCUUGUAUCCCAUGCUCAGCAAAGUUUCGAACACUUGAUCACUUCGACCACCGUCUCUCAUUGGUCCUUGAAUAAUGAGCAUAUCAAUGAUAGGCUUGGCAUACAUUCCUUCUACACUUGUACUUCCUAUGUAUUCCAUUUCUAACAUUAAUAACUGAUCAUGUUCACAGCAAUUAUCGUUGAU